Prunus avium (sweet cherry) is the source of this 1020-nucleotide messenger RNA. NCBI's taxonomy places the organism in Eukaryota, Viridiplantae, Streptophyta, Magnoliopsida, Rosales, Rosaceae. The record is from RefSeq and is a predicted model, not a curated record.
AUGGCUAAUGGGAAAGAAGAAACACGUUUAAAUGUGGAAGAGAAACCUGCCACUGCCAGUGGUGAACAACGUUCGAUCCAACAAAGACCUAUCCAGCUUUGGAGAAUAGUUUCGUCAUCUGUCAUCGAAUAUCCUGAUCAACCAAAGUCAUUCCUUCAAGAAUGGUGGAGCACCAUAUUUGUAGUAUCAUGUGUGUUGGCUGUCUUACUAGAUCCUUUGUUCUUUUACAUCCCUAUAGUUAAGGAGGAUAGGAAGUGCCUCAAAUUGGACAAAAGGUUGAAGGCAAUAUCCUUUGCUUUACGAUCGUUAACAGAUCUCUUCUACAUCGCCGACCCGAUGCAUCGGAUUUUAGCUAGACCUAAAGCUAGGAAAACAAAAGCAGAGGAGGGAGUUCCUUUGAAAAGAAGUAAAUCCAUGAGUAUGAAUGUUCUGGCAAAAGCUAAGAGGAUUUUGCAAUCUUACAUCCUACUUGACAUUUUAGCUGUUCUACCCGUCCCACAGGUAGUACUUUCCAUCUUUUCAAAAAUGAGGGGCUCAAGAUCAUCGAAAACAAUGAAGUUUCUAAAUUUUCUUGUUGUGUUGCAAUAUUUGCCACGAGUUCUUCCCAUCUACCGAUUGUGUCAUGAACGUAAGAAGACUGCUAAAAAGCCGGGCAUAUGGGUCAAAAGUUUUUUCAAUUUCUUCUUGUACAUCCUUGCCAGUCAUGUAAUCGGAGCUAUUUGGUAUUUUUAUGCAAUUCAACGAGAGACAGUUUGUUGGCAAUAUGCAUGUCGAAGUGAAAAAGGAUGUGAACCUAAUACUUUUAGCUGUGUAUGUGAUGACCCUUCACCGAGAAAUAUCACAGUUUUAAAUGAUUUAUGCCCUAUAAAUCCAUCAAAUGCAACUUUUUUCGAUUUUGGUAUAUUUAAAGAUGCCAUUCAGUCUGGCGUGUUACAGUCGACAGAUUUUCCAGAGAAGUUUUUGUAUUGCUUUUGGUGGGGUCUACUAAAUCUGAGGUUUGUACCUAUAAUUAUCGUUUAA